This is a messenger RNA of Necator americanus (New World hookworm), 357 nucleotides long. RefSeq lists its product as uncharacterized. Bases 1 to 357 code for a protein of 118 amino acids. The transcript has 2 exons. Lineage: Eukaryota; Metazoa; Nematoda; Chromadorea; Rhabditida; Ancylostomatidae. The record is from RefSeq and is a predicted model, not a curated record.
AUGCGAGCGAAGAGCGCACGCGAAAUGCGCAGUUCUGGCCAUAUCAUGUUGUUUUUGCUGUCGGUUCCGCAUUUGCCAGGCAAGGCAAGCAAUCCUUCCAUGCUGGAAGAAGGUUUUCCUACUGGUAUGCAAGCUGCACCACAACAGCAGCAAGGUGUCGUAACGCAACCGAGUAGCCGUCCUUCAGGUGCUCCUCCACCGCAGCAGGCCCAACGACCCACAUAUCCGCUUGGAAGCGCUUCGCAACCAACACAAUACACGUAUUCCAUUGGUCAAACGGCCGGAUUCCAACAGCAACAAGCGGCACAGACAGCUGUUUACCAACAACAGAUGUAUCAAAGACAACAGCAGGUCUGA